AUGAAGAUAAACUUAAAUGUCACAUAAAAUUCUGUUAUAUUAGUAUGUUUAAAAAAAAAUCUGUUAUAGAAGAAAGAAUACGACUUUAAUUAAGUCAGUAUAAAGUCCGAACAGUAUGCGCGUUUCUCUGCGCGCAGAUGUGAUGUCUGAAUAAACAAUUAUUGUCUGGUUAACGCAUUAGUAGUUCACUGCCGGUUAUAGUGUCAUAGUCAUCAGUAGGUUAACCAAAGAUGGAAGUUCGAACAGAAUUAAUUACGGAACUUCGUGAAAAAUUUUUUAAAAAAUUGGCCGACGAGGGACCACCAGAUCCUAAGUUUCAUCCUGUAGAUAUUGCUAAAAUAAAAGAUAAUAAUCAUUGGUUACAAAGAUUUUUGGAGCACAAUGAAAACAAUGUGCAAGAAGCACUUAAUAUGUUAUGGGAAACUUGCUGUUGGAGGAGUAAAUUUGGCACAAAUGAGAUUACAGAAGAGAAUGUAAUAAAAGAGUAUUUAAAUAGUGAACUGUGUUUUAUUCACGGUAAAGAUAGAGAUGGUAAAACAAUGUUUAUUAUUAGAUGUAAAUUGCACACUAAAGGAAGCAAAGACUUUAGUCAAUUGCAAAAGCUCGUUGUAUAUUGGUUUGAAAGAUUAGAAAGACAAACUAAUGGUAAUCAAAUUUCUCUUUUCUUUGAUAUGUCAGAUACUGGUAUUUUAAAUAUGGAUAUGGAAUUUAUCAAGUACCUGAUUAAUCUUUGUAAAAAUUACUAUCCUAAUUUUUUAAAUUAUAUAAUUAUUUUUGAAAUGCCAUGGAUAUUAAACACUGGAUUUAAAAUUAUAAAGUCAUGGUUGCCACCUAAGGCAAUUCCAAAAAUUAAAUUUGUACAAAAAAACAACAUACAUGAGUUUGUAGAACCUAAUGAUAUACUUACAUGUUGGGGAGGUAGUAAUGAAUAUGUCUUCAAAUUUGUAUCAGAAGCACAAAACAGUGUAGACGCUACAAUGAAUGGUAAAUUUGAUAAUAAAAAGGUACAUUUUACAGAAGCUUCUCCAUUAACAGAACAAUCCUCAAGCAAUUUUGGAGAGCAAGCAAUUGAAGAACAAUUAUUAUCUAUUGAACCAGAUGCACUUAUAUUUAACAAAAACGGGAAUGAAAUUAGUGGAACAAUUACGUUGAAAAAUGUAACUACUGAUAAACCUUUAUCUUACAAGGUAAAAACAACAUCACCAGGGAAAUUUAAAGUACGUCUAAGUUCAGGGGUUUUAUUACCUCAAGAACAACGCACGAUUUCAGUUGUUGUGCAACAAGAACACAACAUGCGCGGCCUUUUACAAGUUGAUAAAUUUUUAGUUAUGUGCCUUCCAUUAAAAGAUCCAAAUGCAUCGGCCCAAGAAUUAGCAGCUUUAUGGAAGUCUGAGAAACCAGCAGAAGAACAUAAAUUAAGAUGCUGUGAUGGUGGAAUUACAAGUAGUGAAUCAUUAAAAUUACAUUCCACUUCUGGUAUAUCAGAAAGUGGUCAAAUAGAUAUACUUUCCCGUAAAAUAGCACAUUUGAAGGAUAGUCAUACAAAGCUGUAUAAUGAUGUUGCUUUUCUAAAGCACUUAUCAUUUUUUUCUAUGAUAGUUACAAUUAUAAUGGCCAUAAUAGUUAUUUAUAUUUUAAAAAUUGACAUUAAAAAUACUGUGGAUCAACAAGCUUGUCACAUUCACCAUGGGAUAUAGAUUACUUAGAUACAAAUUCAUUUGAGUUUUACAUAUGUAACAAAAAUUUUAUUAUAUUUUUAUGUUUAAUUAAUAAUUCUAAUAUUUUUACAUUCGUAAAAUUAUUUGAUAAUUCGUAUUGAUUUUUUACAUUCGUAGUUUUCAUAGUUUAUAUUUUUCACUAUUUUUGUUAAAGAAGAAUUGUAUAUGAUUCUUGUAUAUAUUUUAAUACAAUUUACUUUAUUAUCAUUAAUAUAAACAAAGUAAGUUGUUAUUGUAUUUCAAGAUGUUUGUGUAUAAUCUCUAAUAUAUUCAGAAUGUAACCGUAUUAUUACAGGGAAAGAAAUAUAACUAAUUGGAAUUAUUUUUGUAAAAUUUUACACGUAUUUUGUACAAUUUAUCUCGGUUAUAAUUUGUAAUUUAAUAAUACAAAUUAUUUCAAAUUAAUUUUUUACAUCAUUUGCUUAAAAUUAUUUACAUAGUUCAUCCAAUAUGUUCGAAUAUUUAACAAAAUAAUUAUAGAAAGUUUUAUGUUAUACGCGUGUGAUAAAAUUUUGAGUAUCAGAUUCGUAUAAUAUGCGCAUGUAAAUAUUUUAUUCAUAAUAAUUUUAUAAAAUGUGUUAAUAAACUAUAUAUUUCAUGAAAACAA
Messenger RNA from Frieseomelitta varia, 2325 nucleotides. Its product is annotated as motile sperm domain-containing protein 2-like. NCBI's taxonomy places the organism in Eukaryota, Metazoa, Arthropoda, Insecta, Hymenoptera, Apidae. The record is from RefSeq and is a predicted model, not a curated record. Bases 231 to 1697 code for a protein of 488 amino acids. The transcript has 9 exons.